UUAAAAUUAAAAAAAGGAAGAAAUAAAAUGGCAGAUUUAGGGUGUGGGGCAGCCUUCCUUUUGAAAAGUUAAAAGAAAAGAAAAAGAAAGAAAAAAUUGAUUGCCAAAAAAAAGCCUCAGUGGUUAUUUUUGGGCAUCUAGAAAGCAAAAAUUUUGCAUAAGAAUUCCCCUGAACCGCUUAAGGUAAUGUUGUCUCGAUCAACCCCACUUUUGCCCCCCCCCCCUUUUUGGACAUCUCUGGAUCCAGCCCUGUAUGGGAUAGUUUGCUUAAUACUUCAACUUUUUUUUCUUUAGAUGAGCUUGAUGGUACUGAAAGUAAAAUGUAUAGUUCGGAACAAACUAGCGAUAACGACACUUCUUCAUCGACGGGUGAGGAUACACAAGAGACUACCGAUAACCUAUCACAAGAGUACAUUCCAGAAAAAAUCACUGUACCUCCACGGUUUGAACUGCGGGAGUCGUCAUUAGGAAACACUGGUUUAGGGGUGUUUAGCCUCGCUGAUGUUCCUAUAGGUGAGAAAUUUGGACCUUUCAAAGGAGUUGAGAGAAGGACGAUAACCAACAGUGAAUUUGCAUGCAAGAGUAAUUAACUCGAGAAGCCUGAGAACACUAUUGGUGCGCAGCAGUAUCACGGCACAGUGUGACUGAAGGUAAUCCGCACAGGAAACUAAGGCUAUCUUUACGAAACACCUGAACGAAUUACAAGUCCUGUAAGCUUGCAUCCACUGUCCUACUAACAUGCGAGGGUCUUUUGCUAAUUGGCCAGUUCAUCAGGGAGAAUAUGCUUAUUAUAUAUUGAAUUCAUUAUCUUCCUGAAAAUAUGUGUUUGUCAGUUUUUUCCCCGGUUUAUUAAAGACACAUCAUUGAUUUUGAUGUGUUGUUUUUUUCAUCACUUUAUGACAAAGCAUUUUUCUUUUUAAGCCCAAGUAAUUUUUAUUAAAGUAUAAACUAUGGUAGCGAUGAAAGUUCCAUUUAGUUGUGCAAUUAAUUUGGACUGCAAGUACCUUUUUUUAAUAAUUGAUUAGUAUUUAAAUUAUUGCAAUAAAAUUUUUCUGCCAAUUUGUCAUUAUUAUUUC
This is a messenger RNA of Anneissia japonica, 1076 nucleotides long. RefSeq names its product histone-lysine N-methyltransferase MECOM-like. NCBI's taxonomy places the organism in Eukaryota, Metazoa, Echinodermata, Crinoidea, Comatulida, Comatulidae. The coding region runs from base 321 to 590 and encodes 89 amino acids. The record is from RefSeq and is a predicted model, not a curated record. The transcript has 2 exons.